Molecule: messenger RNA, 1032 nt
Organism: Musca vetustissima
Lineage: Eukaryota; Metazoa; Arthropoda; Insecta; Diptera; Muscidae
Product: cuticle protein 18.6-like
Exons: 5
Coding region: 1-1032 (343 amino acids)
Cellular component (GO): extracellular matrix
Source: RefSeq, a predicted model, not a curated record
AUGGUUCAAAAGUUGAUAAUUCUUGCCACUCUUUUGGCUGUGGCCUCGGCUGUUGUCAUUCCUGGUCCCGCCUAUCCAGCCUAUGCCCAUGGCCCGGCAUAUCCAGCCUAUCAUGGACCAGCCGUAUUACCUGCCGUUGCCAAAUUAGCUGUGGCCAAAGUAGCAGGACCUGAGCCCUACGAUCCCAAUCCUCAAUACAGUUACAGUUAUGAUGUUCAUGAUGCCUCUACCGGUGACAUUAAGAGCCAACAAGAAACACGUAACGGUGACGCAGUCCAGGGAGCCUAUUCCCUAAUUGAACCCGAUGGCACCCGCCGUUUGGUGGAAUACACCUCGGAUCCUGUGCAUGGCUUCAAUGCUGUGGUGCAUCGUGAACCUGCUGCCGUUAAAGUAGCUCCAGUUGCUAAAGUCUUGGCCCCAGCUCCUCUCUUACAUGCUCCAGUUCUUGCCAAGGCUGUACUUCCUGCCUACCAUGGUAUUCCUGGCUAUCCCGCCUAUCAUAUUGUGAUAUUCAGUGCCUUGGUGGCUAUGACCUCGGCUGUGGUCCUACCGGGUCCAGCAUAUCCUGCCUAUCAUGGAAUACCAGCAUUGCCGGCGGUGGCCAAAAUUGCAUCACCUGUAUUGCCGGUGGCCAAGUAUGCUCUACCCGCAGUGGCUAAGGUGGCCGUGCCCGAACCCUACGAUCCUAAUCCUCAAUACAGUUUCAGCUAUGAUGUCCAUGAUGCCAGUACCGGUGAUAUCAAGAGCCAACAAGAGACCCGUAAUGGUGAUGCUGUACAAGGUGCCUAUUCAUUGAUUGAACCCGAUGGCACCCGCCGUUUGGUAGAAUAUACCGCCGAUCCUGUUCAUGGUUUUAAUGCUGUGGUCCAUCGUGAACCGGCCGCUGUUAAAGUUGCCCCAGUGGCUAAAAUCUUAGCACCAGUCGCCAAGGUUUUGGCUCCAGCUCCACUUUAUCAUGCUCCUCCGGUUCUAGCUAAGGCCGUAUUGCCAGCUGCACCUUUGGCCUAUCAUGGCUAUCCUGCCUACCAUUAA